AUGAAAUAUAGAAACCAUACAACUAUUUUGGAAUUCCUUCUCCUGGGACUGACAGAUGACUCAGCACUGCAGCCCCUCUUCUUCAGCCUGUUCCUGUCCAUGUACCUGGUCACUAUCCUGGGAAACCUGCUCAUCAUCCUGGCCAUCUACUCUGAUUCCCACCUCCACACCCCCAUGAACUUCUUUCUCUCCAAUCUGUCCUUCAAUGACAUCUGUUUAAGCACCACCACUGUCCCCAAGAUGCUGGUGAAUAUCCAAUCACAGGAUCAAAGCAUAUAUUACACAGGUUGCCUCUCUCUGGUCUCCUUUGUCCUGGUUUUUACUAUUUUGGAAAAUUUUCUCCUUGCAGGGAUGGCCUUUGACCUUUAUGUGGCCAUUUGUCACCCCUUGAGGUACACAGUCAUCAUGAAUCCCCUCCUCUAUGUGUCUCUUCUUCAAUCCUCUCUGCUCAUCAGCACUAUGGAUGCCUUCCUCCACACUCUGUUGGGACUGCGUCUGUCCUUCUGCACAGACCUGGAGAUCCCCCACUUCUUCUGUGAACUAGCUGAGGUCAUUGAGCUGGCCUGCUCUGACACCCUUAUUAAUAAUAUCCUGGUAUUUGUUGCAGCAUGUGUAUUUGCUGGUUUUCCCUUUUCUGGGAUCAUUUUCUCUUACAUUCACAUUGUGUCCUCUGUCUUGAGAAUGCCCUCAUCAGAAGGAAAGCAUAAAGCCUUUUCCACCUGUGGAUCUCAUCUGUCUGUUGUCUUCUUGUUUUAUGGGACCGGUUUUGUGGUGUACAUUAGCUCUGCCGUUACUGACUCCCCGAGGAAGACUGCAGUGGCUUCAGUGAUGUACUCUGUGGUCACUCAGAUGCUGAACCCAUUUAUCUACAGCCUGAGGAACAAGGACAUGAAGGAGACCUUGAGGAAGCUCAUUGAAAGAUGGGAGGGAGAUGAUGACAUUCUCAUGGUAUCUGAGAAUGAGAGAUCGGCCAACACCAAGUUAGGAAAGCCCAGGGAAACAGCAUCAGGAUUCAGCAUCCUAUACAGCUCACUCCACAGCCCUGCCCUGCUCAGGAAGGAACACCUGAGCCUCCUCCCAGACAUGACCUCCCUGACCAGGAUUCCGUUUAUCUCGUUAAUCAACAUCCUGGAAACUAGAAAUGAGACAGCUGUUUCAGAAUUCCUUCUCCUGGGUCUCACAAAUGACCCAGCACUUCAGCCCCUCAUCUUCAGCCCCUUCCUGUCCAUGUACCUGUUCAGCAUCCUGGGAAACCUCAUCAUCAUCCUGGCCAUCAGCUCUGAUUUCCCCCUCCACAAACCCAUGUACUUCUUCCUCUCCAACCUGUCCUUCACUGAUGUCUGUUUAAGCACAAGCACAAUCCCAAAGAUGCUGGUGAACAUCCUAAAACAGAGUCAGAGCAUCACCUACACAGGCUGCCUCAUGUAG
This is a messenger RNA of Sciurus carolinensis (gray squirrel), 1428 nucleotides long. RefSeq names its product olfactory receptor 7G2-like. Gene Ontology annotation, cellular component: membrane. The coding region runs from base 1 to 1428 and encodes 475 amino acids. The transcript is spliced from 4 exons. Gene Ontology annotation, biological process: G protein-coupled receptor signaling pathway. Lineage: Eukaryota; Metazoa; Chordata; Mammalia; Rodentia; Sciuridae. Gene Ontology annotation, molecular function: olfactory receptor activity; G protein-coupled receptor activity. The record is from RefSeq and is a predicted model, not a curated record.